GUACCGAAAGCCGCUUACACGGUAGCGGGGCCGGCCGCAACGCAGGACGGAUAUAGCCUCUUGCGUCAGCGGCCAGAACUGACCGCAUCGGCGCGGACGGACGUUCGGCAUACCGGUCGCAUCAAAGGCAGCCACCGCUCAGCGGCAAGAGGUAACCCCCUCCAUCGGCGUUCCUGGCCGGCCGUGGAAUCCCAAGCUGCUUCUAGCGACGGCGGCGCCGAAUACGUGCUGCGUAGUGCCGAGCGGCUUCGCGUACUGAGGGAAAGGGAGGCCCUUUUCUACUGCAACCUCCUUGGUCCGGCAAGGCCCGACAAAAGCGUGAGCAACGGCAGCAGCGGCGCAGCCGUGGACGAAGCGAAGGGUAACUGGCCAAACCAGUCCUCCUGGCAUGGGGGAGGCUACCUGGCCAGCCAGCAAGCAAAGCCGCCAUAUUGAGGGGGAAGCCACCUCCUCGCUGGUGUCGGCACGCGCCCUCUCUUCCUCCUUUGUGCCGCUCGCAGCGUAGUGGCGGCGACGGUGGCGUUUAAUCCCGAGUGUGAGUUCACGGCGGUGUGGUGGUGCGUCUCGGUUCCCCUCCAGCUGUCGCUGUCCUUCGCCCGUUCCGCGCCAGCGUGCCAUCGCAGCCGUCGCGUUCUUCGGCGGCGACGAAGGUUCAACUGCGCCGUGCGCGAGCGACCGAGCUUCGACUUGUGCGCAAGACCUUGGCCGCCGUUGCGGGCAAGCAUUCCGCCGUCGUUUGGGAUUGUGUGCGAUGAGGCAGCAGCGGCGGUGAGGAAGGAAGAAGACGACGCCGCCGUCCCACGAUUGUGCGGUGUGCCCACCCGGCGAGCGGCAACGUGAGGGACGGUUCGUGUGCGGUGAGCAGAAGCAGUCAAGACGGCGGCGCUUAAGCCUAAAGCGAUCGAAGCGGGCGCGAUCAUGGAGCCCAAGUACGAGUACGCGAGCGAACUGAACCUCUACCAGGCCAACUACAUGCGCAACUCGAAGGCCAUCGGCGUGCUGUGGGCCGUGUUCACCAUCUGCUUCGCCAUCAUCAACGUGGUGGUGUUCAUCCAGCCGCACUGGCUCGGCGACACCAAGGAGUCGCGCGGCACGGGCCACUUCGGCCUGUGGCAGUACUGCCACCUGAUCCAGGACGGCCAAGACGUAACGUGCCAGGGCCGACUGGACGACUUCAGCUCGAUCCCGUCGGCGGCUUUCCGCGCGGCCACGGUGUUCGUCGGAUUAUCGGUUGUCAUGGUGUUGUUGUGCAUCUGCUGCAUGCUGCUCUUCUUCGUGUUCCACUCGUCCACUGUGUUCCACAUCUGUGGCUGGAUGCAGGUCUUCUGCGCUGUGUGCAUGGUGAUCGGCGUGUUGACAUUCCCGGCCGGCUGGGACGUGUCCGUGGUGCGAGACGUGUGCGGGCCCGAGGCCGGCGACUACGACCCGGGCCAGUGCGGCAUCCGCUGGGCCUACAUCCUCGCCGUCAUCGGCGUCGCCGACUGCGUCGUCCUGGCGGCGCUCGCCUUCGUGCUGGGCACGCGAUACGUCAAACUGCUGCCCGACCAGUACAUCUCCAACGGAUCCGUCUACAAGGGAGAGGUGAACAGUGCCUUCAUGGCGGACAACCAGUCGACGGCGUCGCGCAAGUCCAUGAACCUGCAGCCCGUGAUGCUGAUGCCGCAGCCGGGUGGAGGACUGGCGCCGGCGCAGCACGACGCAGACAGGUUCUCGGAGUACUCGCACCGGACGACGCGCUCCAAGGGCGGUCAAAACGCCGCUCCAAACUACCGCUCCGAGUACUCCACGUCCAUGCACAACUUCCAGCUGUGAGGAGCUUCCGAAGACGCUCGUCGCGCCGUCGUCGGUGGUGACGAAAUAUAACUGGCGUGUCGGCGAGUGGGAAACCACUGAGCUCGAAAAGAAGAGGAACUGGGCGGCACGAGAAGAACUGUAUCAGUGAAUGACGGCGGUUUGCGGUAACCGCGGUUAAGGAUACCUGCUUAACAAGGGUAUUAUUCGGGGCCUUCCUGCACGAAGCAGCGCCAUCAACAAGAGUAACAUGUUCUUCUAGUAGUAUAAGCCGCCACGUGAUACGUACCGACUGCCUUGCAAAUGUGUUGUGUGCUUCUGUCCAGCAACUGAUUUGCGCAUUGGUGUCUUGUCUUCUGCUUCUGUCAUCACUUCUCGGUCCCGUCAAAACGAGAUCAUGGAGUAAAAGAAAAAAAAAUGAAAAAAAAAGCACACCUUCCUGCGGCCCUAAUCUGAAAGCAGAAGAAGACGGCUCUGUCCUUGUAGCAGCGUGACAACAGUAUAGCUUCGGCGUCGACGUGCUCAUCGGCAGAAGCGAAGGAAUCACUGCGUCAUGCGCGCUCUCAGGCGGCGAGCCGCUUUCGAUAUACUUGGCUAUUUCGUACAGGUUACUCGCAAGCCACGGCGCUGACUUAGCAAGAAGAGGCCCAGUCAUGGUAGCAGCGAUGACAGCAGCAGCUUCGUCAUCGACGUGCGCAUCGGUAGCGGCGAAAAAAAAAAAACCGCUGCGUCAUGCGUCGCAUCAUGCCGCGAGUCUCCUUCGACAUGCUUCGCCAUCUCGCAGCAGACGCUGAUUCAGCAAAAAAGACGGCCCUGUCCUGAUGGCAGCGUGACGGCAGCAGCUUCGGCGUUGACUUGUGCAUACGUCGGCAGCGGCAAUACAAUCGCUGUGUCAUGUGUGGUGUCGACCGCGAGUCUCCCUUUGACGUGCUUGGCAAUUUCUCGCCGUUCGACCGCAAUCCGCUUCGCUGACUCAGCACUAUGCUCGAUUGUGGUCCCGCGUAUGUCUUGAUUUCUUCCUCGCCCCGCCCCCAAGUGUGUUGAUUGUUGUGUUGCAGAAACUGCAAACCGCGAGUUUCCCCGUGCGCGCUGUCGGGCCACCAUGCCUCAGAACUAAAAGAAAAUGAGGCGUGGAAAUAGGAACUUGUACCGACUGCCCAUUCGCACGGCAUAUUCGUGUUUUGUCGGUUUUUCAGUGCUGCAAAGUAACAUGGAAAAUGAAUUUCAGUACGCAAGCAAGAGGAACGGCGCUCGCUCGCAAUCCACUUCCCGUUGGAUUGGCCCGUAGUGACGGAAGCCGCUGGCAGCAAUGAUAUUGUGGAAGUAACGGCCUAAAAUAUACCUUUAUAAAGCGUUAACUAGGCGUCUUAGAAAAAAGGAAUACGGAAACGACAAAAAAAAAGCGAGAACUUAGAGAAUGUUGAAUUGUGUAUGUGUUGACUGCUGUUCCUGUUAGUAAAUGAGUCUGGGAAAAUGAGGCGAAUUUUUCAAGUUUGGGUUGCUUUUGGAUUCAUAGGUAUGUGAAGGGGGAUCUGAAGAUGUUUGAUUUCUGAGCCGUGAUUCGCUGUACAUAAAAGCGAUGAACAAGAUUGAAUGUUCCACCUGAGUCUGUUCAAAGAACAAAAGAGGGGGAAAGAACAGCGUAUUUUAAUUUAAUGUGAUCAGAAUGGCAACAACCUCACUGCAGCAUGUCACUAGCGUAAAGGGAACCCCUACUCGCGAAAAGAGACUCAUCUGUGCUUUAGUCUCAGUUAAUACAUAGUAGGGGAUGCCUAAUUAUAAGAAUGAACAAUGUAUAGAACUGCUAUACAAGCGCUUUAGCUCUGCUUUCCAGUAUUUUUUUUUUUUUCGCUAUAUUUGCAAUGCGCGGCGGCAUCAUCCCAACUGUAAACUAUAAGCUAUAGCCCCGUGGUGACUUGUGACGACGAGUACUGAAAUUACCGAUUCUCAGACGUUGAGUUUAGCAGUGCUCGUGAAGUUUCCCACACUUCUACGAGAACGGAAAGGUGCAGGUCGAAAGGUAAGAAGUCGUGAAUGAAACAAGAAGCCAUCUCGCAACUGCCUCAGCUGCGACAACGACUGCCUGAGAACAAUUCUUGGAGCAGCAUCCAAACUCUUGGAGAAUCGCGCGCCCGCUAAUAGCGACAGUUCCAGACGCUAAUUCACAUUUGAAGUUAAACUCGUGAGUAUUCGUCUACAGACUUCACAAACCACACCGAAAGUGACGAGACCUUGUCCCCUGGCUCUGUUAUAGGGCUUCAGGAACACGCCAGGCACUUCAAAGCUCGCGGCAUUGACUCUAUAUAGGACUCUUCAACGGUACGGUUUCGGGCGAACAUACCCCUGAGCGCCAAUGUUUUCGGAGCGCGAGAUCCAGAAAUGUGUGUUGGCGGCGGCACGGCCGGCCUGAAAUCGAAAGGUGUGUCGAGUGCUUCCCUAAGCAACCCUGAAUUCUAUAGGCUGGGUUGAGGAUAUGCGAGAAAAUGUUUUGCGCAAUUUCCGUGUUCCGAAAACAUUUGCUGUAGGCUGUAAGCUCCACAGUGGUUCCAAUACGCGGCCUGACGUCGUAUCCGGUCACUCGUGCACUGGCUUCGCGCGUACGCUGAUUAUAGCAACUGCGAACGGUUGUAUACGAGUGUCUCGCAAAAAGGCAUGAAACGCAAGUGAAUGGGAAACGUCGGAAGUAAAUGCAUUGGUGAGAAGCAUGCGAGUCAUAGAUCGUUGUGUACCUCAACAUUUGUACACGCCUCUUCCUGUAAACACGAUUGUUAGGACUCCAGUAUACUGUGUUUCUUGUGUAGUUUCGUUUUCUGGCAUUCUCUAUAGCCGAGCCCACUUGAGCAAGCGGCGUUUUUGAAAACUUUUUUUUUAUGUGUUUUGCUGCAACGACACGUCAUUAGUGUUCACAGCGCGCUUGACUUUAAUGUGCCCUGAUAUAGACUUUGUGAACACAUAAUCCUGCUGUCUUGUACAGGGAAAGCUGAACUUCCGUGCUUAGACUUGUCACAUAUGUAAGACAGGUAAGUUUUAAAAAAUGAACUAGUAUAUUUUCGUGUGUGUGUGAGCGUCUGUACGAGAAUGCUUGUGCGUUGGUGCUGCUGAAGUAUUUAAGAAACACUGAUGUCCAGAAUUUUUUUAUUUUUGGUUAAAUGACACAAAUUAACACAUGCUGCAAGAGCUCUUACGCUCCAAUUCUUGCUUCCGUCGAGUACCGUUUCAAGCUAUAGAAACCGCUAGCUCAACUCUAGGCACGUGAAUAGGUUGACCUGAGAAACAAUUUUAAUGUAUAGUGAUGCUACGUUUAUGCCUAUUUUAACGCUACAUCGAAAUAAAAAAGCAAGACGCGACAGAGACUGUCAGCGAGGUGUGAUUAGCUACGCAAAUAUAUCAACAGUCAGCAAAAAAAAAAAAAGAUUAAAUCGCGCACUUGUGCAUCCUCCGCACUGAAGUAUGUAGCCUGCAGUUACGGACAAGUUCCAACAUGCUUAUUUAUUGCAGAUAUGAAAAUACUUGUAAGUACAGCCCAUACCCAAGGAUGAGUCAAGCCCAGAUCCUGUGAGUGCUAACUAAACGUGAUCAAAAAAAAGUUUAAAGCAGUAAACCGUCGUGAAGCGGGUAACUGCGCUAUACUUUUUUUUUUCUUGUUAGCCAGAAAGUUCAUGUCUAUUGCAGCAAUCCAUGCAGUGGGGUCAUGAUACCUCACUUUUUUUUUCCUUUUUUUUUUUUACUGAGACUGAAACGUUGAUUUUAUGUUAAUUGUAUUGUCAUCGCUUUUCUAUCUAUACAGUUUUUCUCUAAUCUUUUUUUCUUUCUCGAUGUGGUAGUAGCUGAGCGCACAUGUGUGUGGAUACUUCCUUGUCUCCGGCUACGUCUACCUUCUUGCGAAAGUAUGAGUGCAUCUUCUUGAGUAUCUGUCCACUGUAAAAUACCACAUCACAUUAUUGAACUGAAAACUUCAUCGCAAGACCACGACUAGAGCACACCAACGAGAAUAAGCUUUGCCAAACUUGAGUAUAUAUGAGACAGCGUAAACUCGGCGUGAACUGGUGCAUUGCAUCACUUUCACGUCCAAAUACGUGGCGUCUCACAGCGGCCGGUCUAGCUGCAAUGCAUUUGUGCCAGGAUAUAUGAACAUGGCAAAAAAAAAAAAAAGGGCCUUGAGCGUUCGGCAAGCGUGUUGGCGGAAAUGUGUAAACCAACGUGGCCAAAGAAUUGCGUUACGCAGUAGAUGUUUAUAUGCCCCAAGCAUGUUAAUCAUUUACUUUAUGUAGGUACUGCGUAGACCGAUAUGAACGGUGAACGAGUGAACACCUUGUACAACUCAACAAAACACACACAUGCGGAAGAUAAACGGAGAGAGGUACGAGACAAAUAACUGUUGUCGAUACCCCAACAGGUGUAUUUCUGGAGAAAAUGUGAAUUAAUAGUGACGUGAGUGUGCAGUUGUGCUUUUCUUUUUUUUAUCUGUGUACUAAUGUACUUCUGCGCUGUGUCCCUCGAAUUAAUAAAGUGAUCUUAUAGAGUGGAA
This is a messenger RNA of Dermacentor silvarum, 6319 nucleotides long. RefSeq names its product LHFPL tetraspan subfamily member 3 protein (gene Tmhs). Gene Ontology annotation, biological process: sensory perception of sound. The coding region runs from base 919 to 1812 and encodes 297 amino acids. Lineage: Eukaryota; Metazoa; Arthropoda; Arachnida; Ixodida; Ixodidae. The record is from RefSeq and is a predicted model, not a curated record. Gene Ontology annotation, cellular component: plasma membrane. The transcript has 3 exons.